CAUAGAUAUUGUAGAACAAAACACAGGUUGAACUGGAUUUCCCUGUCCUAUUAUGCAGGUAUGAGGAAUACAUGUAAGCUUACUUCACUAAUGAUUGACAGUUGUACGGGACCAUAUGGGUUAUACACAGGUUAUAUGUACGACAACAUGCAUAGUCUUACUUAGACUUAUGGAAGGCAAUAUCUGAAUAUUAGAAUUAGCCAGGCUAUAGGCGUGUUUCUGCUGUAGGUAAUCGGCCCCCUACCUAGGUAAAGGGGAUAGGUACCGCCUCGCUUUUCAGUCCUUGUCUUUCCAUUGUUUACAGGACCUACUUAUAUGCAGCCUUCUAUCGUGACAUGGCAUUACAACUGCAGUAAAUACUCUCCCCACACUAUACACCUUUUGCUGGAACAUUUUUAUUAACUUUAUUAACAACAUCAACAUUUUUGCAUCAGCUAAGCCUAUUUUAUGCAAAUACCUUUAAAUGGAUUGAACUAAGGUCAGUAGAGACCAUAGGCUAACGUUGAAUAGCUGUUCCAAACUAAUUGUUGCAUUAUGUAGGUUUCAUUUGUAAUUACUAUAGCCUACUUGGUAAAUAAAUAUACCAUUGACAUUCUAACAACAACAAAAGCCUAUUUUGGCCCAUUCAGCGUAGGCUACCUAGCCUAGGCCAGUUUCAUUACAUUAGCUAACUGUAGUUUGCAAACAUUAGCUAAGCUUAAUUAUAGCCAAUAAAUAUAGGAAAUAUUAACCAAAAUCUAUCUAAAUGCAUACUCGUUCAAGCUCAAAAUGCAUGUUCAUUUCCAAAUGCAAUCAAACUACGGAUAUUAGGCUACAUGUUCAGACACAAUCUAGCCUUUCUUCAAUUAGAGGAAUCCAUGCUGGCUGGAGCCUGGAUGCCCAUCAAAAAGACGCAUUGUCAUUUUUUUCCCUCGACUAGACCCAAUGUGAAAAGCAUGUCGAAAACCUGUUCCCUGUUAAAUCUCUUCAAUAUUGUUUGUAAAUUCUACCAAUAAUGCGAAAACUAUGAAGAGUUGCCGGCACAGGUAGUCAGGUACACGUGUGCAAUUAUCAACAAAGCAUGGCAGAGCAUGACGCACCACUGUCAAAUUUGGUUACACAUCAAUCAAUCACACGUCAAUGUCUUUCGAUGUUGGGCAAUUGUCAUACCGUUUUGAAGCUGAAACCCAGUACUAUUGGAUAAAACAGGUGUCAAUCAGACAGGAACCAUGGUUAUCGUCACAUUAGAAGCGGUUGUUUAAAAUGCGGAAGUGGUUUAGGUAUACACUACUCAUGAAAACAAUCACCAGACAAGGAAUACAAUGUAUUUGAGUGAUAAAAACCAUAUCAUCUUGUGGAGAACAUAUUAGGAUUUCGUAAUAUAGCCAUGGUUUUGGGGGGAAACGUUUUUAUAUGACCGCUACAAGAUCUUCACCAUUAUUUAGGUGUGGGUGGAGCAAGGAUGAAAAGAGGAUGAGGUUGCUAGGUGACGAGUAUGCUGUAGAUCCAGUGAAAUUGCUACCUUGACAACGCCACGUCAAUACUCUAUUCUGCAGCUGGGCUGGGAUGGGCUGUCUUUGUCUGUGAAGAAGAAAGCAUAUCAUCCUACACCUGCACAUUAAAAAUCAGCCAGUGCCAACUGUGAUGGAGAAACCACUGGUUCAGACACAGGCUUCUACACUACCUUUCUUUGACACGGCCCAUGCCUUCAACCUACUACGAGGAAUUCAUGAGUUACGGGCUGAGCGCAAGUUCUUUGAUGUGACAUUGUGUGCUGAAGGCCGAGAAUUUCAUUGCCACCGGACAGUCCUUGCUGCUGCCAGCACAUAUUUCCGUGCCAUGUUUGCAGGAACACUCCGUGAGAGUGCCAUGGACCGUGUGGUCCUUUAUGAAGUUUCAGCAGAGUUGCUAGGCCUACUGGUAGACUUUUGCUACACCGGCCGGGUCACCGUUACACAGGACAAUGUGGAUCUUCUUUUGAAAACUGCUGACCUCUUCCAGUUCCCAUCAGUAAAGGAGGCCUGUUGUGCUUUCCUGGAGCAGAAUUUAGAUGUGUCCAACUGCCUGGAGAUACAAGACUUUGCAGAGGCCUAUGCCUGCCGUGAUCUUGCUGCUAGCGCUCGUCGCUUUAUCCUCAAAAAUAUUGUUGAGUUGGCCAAGGGCAAAGAUUUCGAGCGAUUGCCGUGGAAGCGUCUGCUUGAGUUUAUGUCAGAUGACGGACUGUGUGUGGACAAAGAGGAGACCGCAUACCAGAUAGCAAUACGCUGGGUAAAGGGUGACCUACAACGGAGACUUCACUACUGGCCUGAGCUUUUGCAACAGGUGCGGUUACCAUUUGUACGACGUUUCUACUUGCUGGCCCAUGUGGAAAGUGACCCAUUGGUCUAUCUCUCACCAUCAUGCCUAAGGCUGGUCAGUGAGGCACGUAGUUUCCAGUCUUGUGAAUAUGACCGACAUGACUUUCCCUGCCAUCGCAUGCACCCGCGCCCAUCCACUGGCCUGGCUGAGAUCCUGGUGGUGGUAGGAGGCUGUGACCAGGACUGUGAUGAACUGGUGACUGUUGACUGCUAUAACCCACAAACAGGCCAGUGGAGGUAUCUAGCGGAGUUUCCUGACCAUCUUGGUGGAGGAUACAGCAUUGCUGCUCUGGGCAGCGAUAUGUAUGUGACAGGUGGCUCAGAUGGUUCACGUCUGUAUGAUGGAGUAUGGCGCUACAACUCAAGUGUGAAUGAGUGGACUGAAGUGUCGCCCAUGCUGAAGCCAAGGGAGUACCACAGUUCCUGUGUACUCAAGGGUCAGUUGUAUGUGGUGGCAUCUGACAGUACUGAGCGCUAUGACCAUGCUUUGGACUGUUGGGAAUCCCUUGCACCAAUGCUACAUCCUAUGGACAACUGUUCUACCACCACCUGCCGAGGACGCCUCUAUGCUAUUGGCUCACUCACUGGGCAGGACGCUAUGGCCAUCCAGUGCUAUGAUGCAGACACUAACCAUUGGUCACUUGUCAACAGUGCCCAACUACCGCCUUGGUCCUUUGCUCCUAAGACUGUUACACUCAAUGGUCUCAUUUAUUUUGUGAGAGAUGACUCGGCUGAGGUUGAUGUCUACAAUCCUCUGAAGAACGAAUGGGACAAAAUAGAGUCAAUGAACCAGGUCCAUGUGGGAGGCAGUGUGGCUGCUCUAGGGGGACGUUUGUACGUAUCGGGUGGCUAUGAUAGCACCUUUGAACUGUCAGAUGUUGUGGAGGCAUAUGACCCAGAAACACGCACGUGGAGCAUUAUUGGCCGGUUACCACAACCCACCUUCUGGCAUGGCAGUGUCAGUAUCUUCCGGCAGUUCAUGCCACAAGCACAAAGCGCUUUUGAGCCACUGGAACCCCCUGAGGUCAAUGUUGUCCGUCUUCACCGGCUUCAUCGUCACCAGGCAAUCCACAAUCACAAUCUCAACCGCCACCAAGAUGUCAAUCCUGCCCACUGAGGCACACGCUGCUCCCACAGCUCAGGCAAAGUUUUGGGAUAGCUAAUGUCAUGUUUACUGUGAUUAUGAGUGAGUGUGCUGUAUUUUACACAAUUGUACUAUGAAAAGAAGAGUUUUGUUCUUUACGAAAUUGUAGCAGUUUGUGCACAAAAGUAGACGAGAAUGUCUGUUGCAUGUAAUAAUAAUAAGUAUCCAGCAGGCUGGGGCAGGGUGGUGAUGGUCGAUCAUUGAAGUUUUGAUCCAGAACUUUUCAUGAUACUUUACGAACCGUUGAAUUGAUUUAAAAACAAUUUAUGCAUCAAUCUAUACUCUGUAUACACACUCCAUUUGAUUGAUUAUAUUUACUCCAUAUAUUCUGCUGCAGAAUUGACUUUUUAUAAUAGAAAAUUAUAUGUUUGUUUUGAGUUUGAAGAAGUACAGUGCCAGCUGAGGUUGGAGUCUGUUGAAACCAGGUUUUAUUUGUGAGGAAUUUCAUUGGACCAUUUUCAGUGAAGUUGCUUCUUGCAAUAGGGAAAGAUUUUCGUGAAAUUCAACAACUAUUGCUGGCUUAUUUUCCUGUGUAACCAGUGUUGUGAGACGUACGGUCUCAGAGUAGAUCUCUAGCCAUGGACCGGGCAUUUGCACCCUUUAGAGGUUCCUUGACUCAGUUAACAUAAUUUUGUGGUUUAUGUUUAUGGUAUUUGGCAGACGCUUUUCCCAAUGGAAAUUUACACUUGUUAUUAUUCAAACAUAGACCCUAGCUUGCUAUACUGGAUUACUCCUUUUAACUGAGGUCUUAUAACAGGAUAAUCCCAGUGAAUAAGAUUGUAGAUCUUGAUGUAGAUUGAAGACAGUCUACAUCAUCCCAAAUGUGGCCUACAAAAUUCUAAAUGUUAACAAAUGUCAAUCAGUCCAGCAUUGUUAAGAAUAGAUGCAUGCCAGAUUUUCAAACUGUUUUUAAGUUAUGCGUCAAUGACAUUUGAGGAAGUGGCCUGUGAUGAUGAACAAUAUCUUUUUAUGUUAAGUUCCAUAUUUAACCAAACAAUAUUACCAUGCCAUUCUUAGGCCGCAUGGCAAAUUAGGUGCUGCAACAUACACAUGUCAUUAUUUGGGGCGUGCCACGACAAAAUGAGUCAACUAUAACUUUGCCUGGAAACUACCAAAAGGAUGUAGAAGCAGAUAGUUAAGUGAUUAGCGUAAUGGUUUAAUACGUGGGAAUCCGGGGUUCGAUUCCCGUCUAAAGUGUUUUGGCAGAGAUAAGUAGAAGUGUAAGUGUGCAUGUGUACCAAAGUCUCUAGAGAAGGCGCGCAAUUUGAAGAAGUUCGCAAAUGGAAGUUUUGAUUGCAACAAUUAGCUAGUUCACGCACCACGGUGUUCACGGUGUAAAUAGCACACAUUACUAUAUACACCAGGGUACGAAUUGCAUCCCUUUCUAAUUAUACAGUGAUGGAAAUAGCAUACAUUAUUUGUACCAGGGUGAAAAUAGUCCGGAGUGACUAUUUGCACCCAUGGUGGUGAAAUUAGCCUUGGCCACAGAGCUGGGCUAUUCCCACCCUGUGUGAUACGCGAUACUUGCGCAUGCAUGAAAACAUUAAUAUUUUAUUAAAGAAAGUGAAGAAUUGAGAAAAGUUUUGGCACUAAUAUCUGAUGAAUUUUGUUAGUUUACAGCAAUUUCAUGAUUAUGACGACGGUCAGGUAAACUUUAAUGGAAACAAGUUGCCUGCAAUCUUCCAAAUAUAAGUGGAAGCAGGUACCUACGCGGUUA
Messenger RNA from Alosa sapidissima (American shad), 5197 nucleotides. RefSeq names its product kelch-like family member 21 (gene klhl21). The record is from RefSeq and is a predicted model, not a curated record. The coding region runs from base 1624 to 3453 and encodes 609 amino acids. The transcript has 7 exons. Gene Ontology annotation, molecular function: protein binding. NCBI's taxonomy places the organism in Eukaryota, Metazoa, Chordata, Actinopteri, Clupeiformes, Clupeidae. Gene Ontology annotation, biological process: protein ubiquitination.